CAAUAAAAGGUCCAUGGAGAUGUGACACACACCCUGACGAUACUUCGAUGUAGCAUUUCGAGUCAUUUCAUGGUGGCUGAACAAUUCUCACUGCUUUUAAGUGGAUCUUGAUUUGCUGUUAGUGCAACGGUAAGGUGCUCACAAAAUGCCUCAAGGUUUACCAGAAGUUCUGGAGGAGUGGAAAUGGCUGGAAGAGGAGUAUCAGCAGCUUCAGGAGACUCACAGAAUAUACUUGCAGAAACUGGAUGAAAUAUCCAACCUACAAAAGAACUGCUCCUCUUCCAUCUCACGACAGCGGAAGAGACUGAAUGAAAUGUCCCACCUUGUGAAAAAAUGCAAUAAAGGACCAUCAGAGGAAGAUGUUAAGAAACUAGAAGAAAUAAAAGAGAAAACCAGGACACGGCCAAAUGCUUUCUCUGAAAUGGAAUCUUUCCUUCCCAAGAAAAAUGGGUUAUAUCUCAGUCUGGUUCUUGGAAAUGUGAAUGUCACUCUUCUCAACAAGCAGGCAAAAUUUGCCUACAAAGAUGAAUAUGAGAAGUUCAAGCUGUACCUCACUGUUGUCCUGAUGCUGUUCUCCUUCAUCUGCUAUUUCUUUGUGAGCUACAGGUUUUUAGAUGCGAUCCUCAAUUUCCUACUGGUGUUUUACUAUUGUACAUUAACUAUCCGGGAAAGCAUCCUCAUCACCAAUGGCUCCAGAAUCAAAGGAUGGUGGGUUUUUCAUCACUACAUUUCGGCUUUUUUGUCUGGUGUAAUGCUAACAUGGCCAGAUGGGAACCUCUACAAACUGUUUAGAAACCAGUUCCUUGCCUACUCCGUCUAUCAAAGCUUUGUUCAGUGUCUGCAGUGCUACUAUCAGAGUGGAUGUCUGUACAGACUACGAGCUCUGGGUGAAAGACACAACAUGGAUCUGACCGUGGAGGGAUUUCAGUCGUGGAUGUGGAAAGGGCUGACGUUUCUUUUGCCCUUCCUGUUUUUUGGACAUUUCUGGCAGCUCUUCAAUGGCCUGUCUCUGUUCAGAAUGGCUCAGCUCCCAGACUGCAAAGAAUGGCAGGUCAUGAUGUGUGGUGCCUGCUUCCUUAUUCUGUUCUUGGGAAACUUUUUCACCACUGUUGCAGUCGUUCGGCAGAAGCUUAAGACCAGGAAUCAGAAACGAAAGAGCCUGUGAUACAUUUAAUUAUCAGCAAAUGUCAUGCCUUUUUAAAAGUGCCUCACAUGCUCCUCUCCGAAUGAAAUCUCAUAUCACCAUCAUCUUCAGCCGUAUUUACCGUGUUAAUCAACGUGUGAUAAGUCUUUAAAAAAAAUAAAGCAUAUAAAGAUAAAUGUUUUUAAAAUGUGUAAUCAAAUACUAUUCAGGGUUGUAAUGCGAUCUACAUUACCUGCUUCCGUCCAUCUUUUUAUGUCUUUAUAAUUAAGAAAGCUACUCUAAUAAGAAAAUGCAAACAAUGCAUCAAUAAACUAAUCCUUAAAUAAAGUUUUAAAUUUUGCAAACUGGUGUUUUUUUGAGUACUGCUAUAUAAUAUUUUCACACAUACAUGUGUCCAAAUGUAUUUAAUUGCAGUCAUUUAUUGGUCUUUUGAGUUAAAGUGUGAUAUGAUCAUGUACAGUCAAUGUGAUCACAUCACAUGCAUGGAUUAUUGUUUUACUUUAUUGUGUAUUCAGACAAUAAAAUAAAAUGCAAUCUGGGCUGAAACUGAA
Molecule: messenger RNA, 1695 nt
Organism: Amphiprion ocellaris (clown anemonefish)
Lineage: Eukaryota; Metazoa; Chordata; Actinopteri; Pomacentridae
Product: ion channel TACAN-like
Exons: 12
Coding region: 146-1165 (339 amino acids)
Biological process (GO): fat cell differentiation
Cellular component (GO): membrane
Source: RefSeq, a predicted model, not a curated record